Molecule: messenger RNA, 1736 nt
Organism: Musa acuminata AAA Group (dessert banana)
Lineage: Eukaryota; Viridiplantae; Streptophyta; Magnoliopsida; Zingiberales; Musaceae
Product: APO protein 1, chloroplastic-like
Exons: 3
Coding region: 88-1470 (460 amino acids)
Molecular function (GO): RNA binding
Source: RefSeq, a predicted model, not a curated record
CAAUGCAUAAGAUUAAAGUCACCCGUCCCUCUGCUCCACCCCUCGAAGAGCCAGGAGUUUGCGGCAGAAGAGAAGAGGUGGCGAUCGAUGGCGGUGAUGUUGGGGAUCGCCAUAGUGCCGCCACCCUCCAAAUGCCUAUUCGUCCACCCGCCCCUAUCUUCUAACUCCGAUUGGACACCUCCUGCGACGCCCUUCCUACUCAGGCCUUCCAAUCCCAGCUUCUCCUCCUCUUCCUUCCCCAUCUCUGUCGCGCGGCGGUUCGACGCCUCCCCCAAGACGGUCUCCGGCUCCAGGACCUGGCAGCCGCGCCCCCAUCCCGAUGCUAAUAGGGAAUUGUACCAUCUUUCCGACAAGAAGAUGUAUAAACGCCAUAAGCAAAAUGUUGAUCUCCCUUCCAUACUGCCAAAGAACAAAAAGAAACCCUACCCCAUCCCAAUACAAAAGAUGCAACGGGCAGCUAGGCGAGAUAAGAGACUUGCAGAAAUGGGAAUCGAGAAACCUCUUGAGCCCCCCAAAAAUGGUCUAUUGGUUCCUGAACUUAUUCCUGUAGCUUAUGAGGUGUUGGACCAUUGGAAGGUGUUGAUCAAAGGCCUCUCACAGCUACUGAAUGUGGUUACAGUAUAUGGUUGUAGCAAAUGUCCUGAAGUCCAUGUUGGUCCAGUUGGCCACCAGAUUCAAGACUGUCAUGGCACUGGAAGUGAGCAGCGGAGAAGCUACCACAGUUGGGUUAAAGGUUCCAUUAAUGAUGUUCUCAUCCCUAUUGAAUCAUACCACCUCUUUGAUCCCUUUGGUCGACGCAUCAAGCAUGAGACUCGGUUUGACUAUGAUAGAAUCCCUGCAGUUGUAGAGCUAUGUAUUCAGGCAGGUGUCGAUUUUCCUGAAUACCCUUCGCGGAGAAGGACUUCUCCGAUCCGAAUGCUUGGGAAAAAAGUGAUCGACAGAGGUGGAUAUGUGGAGGAACCAAAGCCACACCUCUCGGAAAAUUGCAUGUCGCUCCUUGCAGAGCUGGACACCUAUGGAGCCCAAUUUGAGCAACCGCCAUUGUCAGCAUCCGAUACAAGAAGGCUUGCUGAAAGGACUUUGAAAGCAUACAGCAGUGUGAGACGUGGUGUGAGGCAGCUGAUGAAGAAGUAUUCAGUGAAAGCUUGUGGUUAUUGCUCUGAGGUGCAUGUAGGUCCAUGGGGACAUAAUGCAAAGCUCUGUGGGGCCUUCAAGCACCAAUGGAGGGAUGGGAAGCACGGGUGGCAGGAUGCGAUAUUGGAUGAGGUGAUCCCCCAAAAUUAUGUAUGGCAUUUACGUGAUCCACAUGGACCACCUUUGCAGACUGCUCUCAGAAGGUACCAUGGUAAAGCUCCAGCGGUUGUAGAGGUGUGUGUACAAGCAGGGGCAGAAAUUCCUGAGAGUUACAAACCUAUGAUGAGGCUGGACAUCAUAAUUCCAGACACAGAAGAAGCCCGAUUGGUAGCAUAACUGGUUGAACUCAGGAAUAAUGUUCAUCCAUCAUGAUUUAACCUUCGUUUGGCUUUAGUGCACUCUUAACCUCUUGAGCUCAAAAUAUUUAAACCUAAAUCCAAGAUUACUGUUUUUGCCUUUUUCCUGGUAUACUUGGUCUAGAUCUCGUGUUGUCAAAGUUGGUAUGCAUUGGAUGGCAAAGUCAUGAGUUUAACCCAUGUACAUUCCAUAUUGUAGAUAGGAAUCAAGGAUAAUAUUCCUGUUUAAAGAUGUGUUGGAGCUCA